AUGGCAUCCGGAAUCGCAGUGCCGCUGCUGUGCGACUUCGGAAGAUCCGGGCAGCUCAUCGAAGCCGGUGUGGACUUGGGCCGGCAGGUGGACUCAGUCUCCAAAGCGGUGCAGACCGAGCCUCGCAAAGGAAAGGCCCUUGGAGGCGAGUCACCCUGGCGCGAGAAGCGAAAGGCUGACGAAGCUGAAAGGUGCGAGGCGCCGAUUUCGGGCGGAACUGCGAGCAACGCCCGUUUGCUGCAGCUGGCCGUGGGGCUUUUGGGUUUGGAGAUCCAUGAGAAGCCCAAUACUUGGGCCGAGGUGUGGCUACGCUUCCAGGAGCCGAAGUUAGCCGAGACCUCCAGUCAACCCGCAAAGACCGGGAACUUGUUCGAUGACGAGAAAGGCCGUCGACACAGCGAAGGAACCCCCGCCGAGUGGCAGCAGCAGGUCCUUUCGCACCUGAAAGAGCUCCAAAAGCUUCAAAACUCCAAGCUCGUCACAAAGGAUGAGGAGCACCAGCUCUGGGAGAACCUGGACCUGGCGGAGCACGCGCUGAAACGCAUCGCCCAUGCGGUGAACCUGCUGCAGGACCCCAAUGGACGCCACCAGCCCAUGCUGCUGCAGGGCUACACCGAGGCCAUGACCGGUGAGGUGUGUAACGACUUGAGGCAAUGGCUGCAACAGUUGGCACUUGUGCUCUCCUUCUACCACAUCUUUAUCCUGGACAGCGAGAACGAGAAGGGCCGUUUGCGAGACAAGCUUGCACGGGUUGAGGAGAAGAAGAAGCACGAUGAGGACUCUUGCUCAGACGCUUUGCGACGCUCCAAGGCGACGGAGCAGCGCUGGGAGGAAUUCAAGAUGAAACGAAGGGCGGAAGCACUGCUGGGACUCAAUCUGGAAGAUCAAGAGGAGGAAAAGAUCUACAGCCAAAGAGAGAUGGAGGAACUCUACCAGAAGUGGAGUGAGAAAUACGUGAAUCCCUUGCUGGAUGAGCUGGAGGAGCUCCGGAAGCAAUUGGACAUUCGCCCAUCACCCUCCAAGAGGCGUACCAUGGGAGGCGAAGAAGCCAAUUCGUCGCCCACAGGCAGUCAGCAGCUCAGCGAGCAGCGGAUGCUGUGCGGCGCCUUGUUCGCUGCCUCCGAGCGCUCGCCGGAGCCCUUGGGCGACCUGCUGUGGCAGCUGGGCGAUCGUUUGAAGGCUGGAGAGAGCUACAAAGACAUCGCCCUGGCGAUUCAAGCCCUACCACAUUUCAACCCCCACCUAGACGAAGACGCGCAUUUGUUGGAUCAAGAGGAGCUUCGCUUGUUGCAGCAGGCAAUGAAGGCAGCCUCCACUGUGGCGUCUCCCUCGCUGGGUCAAGAGCUUCAACGCUUGGAGCGCCUAAUUGGAGCCACGACUCGUGAGGAGCUGCCUGAGGUGGUGCAGGCGCUCCAAGCCUUGGCCGCAGAGGCUGCAGUUUGCGCGCGCGAAAGCGGCGCGAAAGCUGCACGGCGCCGCUCAGUGGCGGUCAACACCUCGCAAGCCAUGGUGCUCCCAAGCGCCCCCGCCGUGCCGGAAGCAGUGGCCGUCAGUGCGGCGUCGGAGGACGCAGAGCACUGGCGCCGCGAGCUGGAGCGCCUGCGAGCGCAGCUGGAAGCAGAGCUGAAGGCCGCACGCGAGGAGGCCGAACGGCAACGGCUUCGAGCAGAAGAAGCCUUGCGACGCUUGGAGGAGGAAGCCAAACGAGCCGAUGGCCUCAUGGAGGAAAUGAGGAAGAAGAUGGAGCAAAUGCAGGAGAUGUUGCACUCAAAGGGCCUUGGCAAAGCCGUCGAAGCGGCACUAGCGGCAGCGGGACUCACCUCCUUUUGCCGCGGUCGUGAUGUUUUUGAACGUUUGUAUCGAGAUGCCCUGCGGCGGAUGAGGGUCUAUGCUGAGAACCAGCUGCGACUCUUGAAGAUGUCGGGCAGCAGCUUCAACCAGGCGCUCCACCACCUAGCCGCACAUCCCAUGGCCGCUGUCGGGGCCGCCAUGGAACUCCACACCAGCAACUUCUCCUCCCUACAGGCCCUUCAGGACUGUGCUUCUGGCAGUGCGGUUUCUACUUCAACUGAGCCCCGCUCGGUUCCGCUGCCAAGCGCCCGGCGUGUGUCAAAGGUCCAGAAGAUCAGGACCACCACAUCCUUUGACUCGCGUCCUUCUUCGAGUCACAGCCUCUCCGGGCAGCGCGUCGGCCUUCACCGCAGCGCCACGGUGGGAACGCCCACGCACGGAGCUUGGACUUCUCCACUGCGGCAGACCUUGUUCCAGGGCCCUGACGAAGCUGCAACGGGCCCACCGUUGCGCCGACCCGGCACCGGCGGCCGGCGUGAACGACGUCGUGAGGAGGUGCCGGCGGAGGGCACCCGACCACGGAGUGGUCGAGCUAAGAGCUCGCCGGCGCUCACGGUGAGCCGCUUGUGGCACGCGCUGUGGACCAAAGCAACUCGGUGUGAGCUUGGCAUCCAUGUAGUGCCCUUCAGUUUUUCUUGGUCCUUCGGGUCCAGUUUGCAGAGUCUUUCUCCAAUCGACGCUGUGAUUUGGUGGAGACCUUUUGAAGACGUGGCCCGCGGCCGGAAUGGGCCGCAAGGUCCAGACGAGUCUGUGCGGCCAGGUGUGUCCAAGGCCCUUCCGGAUUUCGGAGUUUAUGACAAAACAGACCACGGAGUUUAUGAAGAUGGGGUGCCACCUGGCGGUUUGGCUUCGCAGUUGAUUCCACCGGAAGACCCGAUCGACAAGGCGGUCCUGCAGGCCGCGGAGUUUCAGAACAUCAUUCAUUCGGUUGGGGCGCCCGGUCGCAAUGAGAACGAGCUGAGGUGGAACGCGCGCAUCGCCGAGCUCACUGGCAUACCACGUGAACAAGUGCUUGGCAAGGAGAACGAGUUGUUGAGUGUCGUCUUGGAGAGCUGCGCGGCGGAGGUCCUCUUGGGGUGCUCUGGGGCUGGUAGGAAAGCCCGGGCAGGGAAGCCCUCCGUGACGGAGAUGAAGUCGCAGCUGGCUGGGCUGCGAAAGCCCUUAGCCAGUACCAUGGAGGCGCUCUACUCCAAGUAUCACCAGAUUUGUCUCGCCGAGGAUCCGCCACUCCAGGAGCCGGGGGCAGUCAAUGUAAAUUCAGUUUUGGUUGACGUCCGCAAGGCCUGGAAUUUUAAUGGUGAUGAUUACUUUGGUGCCCUUGCCGGUCGGGUGGCGCCAGCCUGGCGCAAAUGUGAAAGCGAGGAAUUGCCGGUGAAGGAGGAUGGCAUCAACUGGAAAGCCUUGAUCCUUAGUCUUCCCACACCUGAGAACACCAAGGUCUUAGGCUGCGGUAUCCGUCGGGUGCUCUUCAAGCGCGCCGACUGCAUCUACGAUGGCAUCUACCGCUUCCACGUCGAAAGGCGGGAUCUCACGCAAGCAAUGUUCGAGUUCCGGGACGCCUACGAUGACCCCUACCACCACUACAAGGACCAAGACCACACCAUCGACAAGUCGUUUAAGGAUGAUGUGGACACUGCAUUGCGUGCCGCCAUUCUUCCUCACAUCGUGCAAUUCAAAGAGCUGCAUUGCAAAGACAGUCAGAUGGAGUUGGUCUCACACAUCUCAGGCAUUGCACUGCCCUGGGAGAAAGCAGUGGUCCAACAUUUUCCAGUGACCUUUCGGGUUCUCUUGGACGCGUUUCUCAAUGAGAACCAGAUCGAGUUGGAAAGCAUCAAGUUGGAAUUCUGCCACUUGGCCAAGUGGCAUUUGGGAGCCGUGUUCAUGCGCAUGGUUUGCCGACCCUUUGAGCGCAUCGUUGGCCGGGGCAAGGGAGUGUGGACAAGUGGCGGCUUUUCCAUCGGAGUCACGCGCAAUACCGCAGCCGGGCAGAAGCGCUGUGGUUAUGAUGCUGAUGCGCGGGGUUGCAUCAUCUCCACGGAUGAAGCCAUGGAGCAAGAGCAGAUUUUGAACCGACAUCACCCCGGGCCGGUGAAAAGGCCAGUGAAGGCCGGUGUCAAUACGGUUGGACCAUGGGUUGAUGAAGUGCAAAGGUCCGGGCAGCGGAUUCCACAGCACGGUACAUGUGCUACGGAUGCAGCCGCUGUGCAGGUGGCCCGUGUUUUGAAGGAAGCCAUCGAAGAGGGGAAGUCCAAAGCAGACUUGGAGGUCAUGGUCGAGUCGAGGUACCAGGACUCCGUGGUCCUUCUCCUGAGCUGUACUCCUCGCAUGGGCCGUGAUGAUGCGAUCGCUGGUGCCAUUUGCAUUGGUCAAGACAUCACUCGCAUGAAGGAGUUGGAUGUGAAGAGGUCCAACAUCGCAGCCACCGUGACGCAUGAGCUGAGGUCGCCCCUGCAUGGCAUCAUUGGUUUGAGUGAACAGCUGGUCUCCACAGGCGCUAGCGACACGUUGAAACGACUUCGCCUGAGGAUCAGCCACUGCGCUCGUCGCCUGCUCGACUUGGUCAUGAACAUCAUGGACCUGUCAACACUGGUGCAGAGCAAACGCUUGCGACUCGCGAGGGAUCCGGUGCAGAUGGGCAAACUCAUUGAGGAGGUGCAGGUGCUCCUAUCCUCCGCCGUAGACAAGGCGCCGUGGACACGGCGCCUCCUUCCAGAGGCAAAGCGCCCCAUCAAGAAGGACACGGUGCGGCUCAUCAUUGACGUGCCGGACCAGUUGCCUAUCAUCGAGGCGGAUGCCCACCGGUGCAUGCAGAUGCUCUACAACUUGGUGACGAAUGCCUUCAAGUACACCAAGGAGGGCGUGGUCGAGGUCAUGGCGCGGGCCGAUGACGCGAAGGAGAUCCUCACGGUGCACGUGAGGGACACCGGCAUCGGAAUCUCGCCCGCUGCUUGUGAGCGAGUCUUUCUGCCCUUUGAGCAAGAGGACCAAGACGACAAUCGCCAGUUUGAGGGCAUGGGUUUAGGCUUGGCCAUCUCCCGGGAAGUGGCUGUGAAACACGGAGGCCCGUGGAUGGGUGGUGGACGCGUUUUUUUUCCAGCGCGGGACCAUGACAUGACCACGAUGACCACUGGGCAGAGAUGA
This is a messenger RNA of Durusdinium trenchii, 4992 nucleotides long. NCBI's taxonomy places the organism in Eukaryota, Dinophyceae, Suessiales, Symbiodiniaceae. The record is from the annotation of a GenBank genome assembly.